Protopolystoma xenopodis is the source of this 318-nucleotide messenger RNA. The record is from the annotation of a GenBank genome assembly. Lineage: Eukaryota; Metazoa; Platyhelminthes; Monogenea; Polystomatidea; Polystomatidae.
AUGCAAGCCAAAAUGGUAUGCUCUUCUGUUUGGUCGCAUUCUCGUCAGAUGAAUGGUGUUGGCUCGAGUUGGUAUUGGCAGCUUGCUCGAGGAGUCAGGGAGACGUCGUGGAACGUAACUUGUCGCGUGUCCUCUGCCAGAGCAUUCGUGAUUUCCACCACUCCACCAUCGUCUGGCUACUUUCGCAAACAUUUCGUCGACGUCGUCAAUGAGAGGCGCCAUCGUGAGCAACUUAUCAAAGUGACAUGUGAAUCCUACCCUCUGGGCCACUUUCCUGGUCAACCCUUUUGGCAUCUCUUUCGCUCAACUCUACUUUAG